CUGAAGAGGUUGAUCUCUCCCAGGACAUGCGGGAUUGGGAAACAUCGUCUGGUUCAGAGAAGCACUUUAUCAGUCAUGUGCUGGCGUUUUUUGCUGCUUCUGAUGGUAUUGUGUUGGAGAACUUGGGUGCAAGGUUUCUUAAUGAUGUCCAAGUUCCAGAGGCUAGAGCAUUUUAUGGAUUUCAGAUUGCAAUGGAGAACAUUCAUUCUGAAAUGUACAGUUUGCUUCUGGAGACUUACAUCAAGGACCCAAGUGAGAAACAUAGAUUGUUUAACGCCGUAGAAAACAUUCCUUGUGUGGCCAGGAUGGCUAAGUGGGCGUUGGAUUGGAUCAACAGGGGGAAAACAAACUUCUUCGAGAAAAGGGUAGGGGAGUACCAGAAGGCAUAUGUCAUGUCAAGUCUUCAAGAUGCGGGGAAGAACUUCGUCUUCAACAUGGAUGAGGAGUUCUAAUCUAAAGCAAAUCACAGUUUUAUCUCAAAUCUAGUAUCUGCAUGCCAUCAAGUGUAUAGCUCCCCAUUCAUGGUUACAGGCUUCUGUCUAUACCCUACUUAUAUUUACAGUCACUUCUAAACUGGCAUAUGAUGUUAAGCCAUCUGUUAGUUCCUCUUGCAUUAUUUUUGCACACCUCUCAUGUCGUUUUAGAUGACAGUUAGAAGGUGAGAGGUCUUUAUAUGCAAGUAUACUAUACAUAAUAUAAUGCACUUUUAAGUCAC
Linum tenue is the source of this 715-nucleotide messenger RNA. The record is from the annotation of a GenBank genome assembly. NCBI's taxonomy places the organism in Eukaryota, Viridiplantae, Streptophyta, Magnoliopsida, Malpighiales, Linaceae.